GUUUCAUUACACCACUAAAAUAAAGCCGUGACAGGAACAAGUGAAGUGUCUUCACACAACCGCACACACACACACACACAACCGCACACACACACACUACUGGCAAGACUUUAACACACACUGACCUGUGUGAUUUUUCAGUACUCGUAAGUUGCCUCUGUGGUGCCGCCCCCUUCUAAUUCUCUCUCUUACACACAACACAACAAACACACAGUCAGUGUAACUGUCCAAGGGAAACGAUCAUGUCAUCUGUGUGAGCACUCACAUUACACAUCAGUCAGAUCAGCAGUGUUCAUCUCUCUCCUCUCUCUCUUCGUCCCGUGUCCUUCUGCGGCAACAGUUGAUGCGUGAGCAGCUUCAUGAUCAGGAGCGAAGGGAGAACCAGUUUAGAUGCCACACCUCCCCAUAUGAGCCGCCCACUCCAACACAAAGCUGUACCCUAAACCCCACCCAGACUUCUGCCAUUGAUGUCAGCACCCACGUGGCCCCGCCCACCACCUCACUUGUGCCCCCUGAAGUGCUGAGGGUGAAGACUCAUUUAGAAAACCCCACUAAGUAUCACCUACAGCAGGCUCAGAGACAGCAGGUGAAAGCGUACCUGUCGACCACACUCGACCCAUUUCCCAGCAUGCCGUGUGCCACAUCUGAACCUGGGGGAAUAAACAGCAGCCCCAACAGUCCCAUGGCAUUACUCACCCUCAGCUCCACCUGUAAGAGAGAGAUGGAUGACGUAAUUGAUGACAUCAUCAGUUUGGAGUCAAGUUACAGUGAUAUGCUAGGAAUGUCUUUGGACUCCGCCCUUCACAUGGCCAACACGGUGCCACUGAAUCAGAUGGAGGUUUAUAAUACUCAGAGUUUAGCUCCACCUACCAUUUCCAUCAGCAAUUCCUGCCGUGAGAACCUGCCGAACAUCAAGAGGGAGUUUUAUGGUAAUUGUGCGAGUGAUUUAACACGCACUCAUAUACAAAGAAACAGAACUCACCUGAUAAGAACAACUUUGUCGAUUCUUCAUCCACUCUCAGCUGCAGAUGCUCGUGCUCUUGCAAAGGAACGACAGAAAAAAGACAACCACAACCUGAUCGAGAGAAGACGGCGAUUCAAUAUCAAUGACCGCAUUAAAGAGCUUGGCACUCUUAUCCCCAAAUCCAACGACCCGGACAUGCGCUGGAACAAGGGCACUAUACUGAAGGCAUCAGUGGACUAUAUCAAGAAGCUGCAGAAGGAUCAGCAACACGCCAAAGAGCUGGAGACCCGGCAAAAGAAACUGGAGAUUGCUAACCACCAUCUUAUGGUGCGAGUACAGGAGUUGGAGAUGCAGGCUCGAGCUCAGGGUCACGUCCCUUCUCCCCAAGGUGACUGCAACAAGCCCACAGAAGGCCACAUCCCAACAUCUGACCCUAGAACCUAUGUGGUCAUGGCCAAGACUACAGAUGCCAAACUAGAUGCCAUGUUGAUGGAGGACAUGAUGUUGCCCUUAACAACAAGCCUUUCACCAAAGAGCAGCGUUACCGUGGAGGAGAACGAGCACACAUGCUAACACUUUAUGGGCUGUCUCAGUGCUGCGUGAUGUUUUAUUUAUCUGUAGUAUUAUUUUAUAUUAAAUAUAUUGUUAGCAUUUUAACUUUAA
This is a messenger RNA of Tachysurus fulvidraco (yellow catfish), 1627 nucleotides long. Its product is annotated as microphthalmia-associated transcription factor-like. The record is from RefSeq and is a predicted model, not a curated record. Gene Ontology annotation, biological process: regulation of transcription by RNA polymerase II; melanocyte differentiation. The transcript has 8 exons. Bases 344 to 1537 code for a protein of 397 amino acids. Gene Ontology annotation, cellular component: nucleus. Lineage: Eukaryota; Metazoa; Chordata; Actinopteri; Siluriformes; Bagridae. Gene Ontology annotation, molecular function: DNA-binding transcription factor activity, RNA polymerase II-specific; RNA polymerase II cis-regulatory region sequence-specific DNA binding; protein dimerization activity.